AUCAGUGAGUUUUGCAGUCUAACGUAAGGACACGCACAGCGGCAAUUCCCAACUGGAUUGCAAUUGAGCAACUGUUAAAAUGGACACGCUACGGCUGCGGGGGCCGCCGUUUAAACGCCCCAACAAUCCAAAUCAUCCCCAGCAUCCGCGUCAUCCGCAGCAUGCGCAGGUGCACGCACAGAUCCAUCAUCCAGCCAUGCCGCAGACUCAAGAGCCGCUCAUUGUGGUGGAGGAGUCCAACUUGCCGGAAGAGCUGGAUCCGGAGAGCACAGAAACCUCAAAUCGCGCCAGCUUGGACAUAGAUUCACCCGUUAAUCCCUAUUUGCUGUCGCCCUGGCGCGAUCCACGCGAGGCACGCAAACAUUCGUUGCCAUCGCAGCAGGUCACCGAUGGCAUCACCGCCAGUCAGGUGCGUCGUCUAUCGGAGCGCGGCGGCGAGGGCAGCGGUCCCUCGCCCAAGGAGGCUGCAUUCUUGGCCACACUGUCACAGGCGCCGGCUCCAUCUGGACGGCGUCAUUCGGUGGUCACCAUAUCGAAGGUGCCCACCACUUUGUUUGGACGCUCGCGGCGCGAAUCUGUCGCUGCAUAUCCCUCGUCAAGCGGCUCCAGCCGCGUGCUGAGCUCCCGGCGUGAGAGCAAUGCCGGUCCACCGUCUACCGAUCCGAUCGGUAGCAUACACAAUCUUCAGCUUGAUAUUAUGGAUGAUAUCCACCUUCAGUCACGUAAGGCGCGGUUGAAAUUGUGGAACUCCAGCAGUGAGAAGGUGUGUGAGGUCCAGACGGUCGAGGAGGCCGGCAUCGGCGCUCCAGGCAGACGCUACACAAAUCGACGCUACUCCGAGUGUCCCCCGCCGGGGAUGGGGAGUGCCACGCCGUUUAGGCGUGGCUCCGAGCAUCCACAAGGUCACACGGUCCAUCAUGGACCAACUAUUUCGCCCCAACCAACAACGCAGGCAAGCACCUCAACCCGUCGCAAGAAAUCAGGUGGCGGUUUGGGCAUAUUGGGCAGUCGCAGUGACCUUGCUUGCAUCUUUGGCACCAUCACUGGCGGAAGCAACUGCAGUGUUGGUGCUAAUGGUGCCAUGGAGUCACGCCCAGAUCCGGAUGGGUCCUCGAGCUCGUCGGCUGCUACUGGCAAUUCUGCCAGCAGCCCUUUUCUAAGUAAUACUUUUCAACAGGCCGCGCGUGGACGCACGACCAGUGCCACGCCCACUCCCAGUGGCAUACAGUCGGCCAACUUGCUGCUCGACCCGAAUGCAGGCCGCUCCACACGCUCAAACAGUUUCGAUGUAUCGAUCUUGAACAACGCCAAGCAGCUCGUCUGCGAUGCCGGGGACAACAGCUCGGCCGCCAUAUCCGGUUGGUUUGGCAAGAAGUCGACGCCGUCGACGCCGCAGCGCAAGAAGAGCAUUCGCAGCAAGAGCACCGCCGUCGCUUUGUCCAAGGAUGUGCUGGAGCGCCUGCAGAAGAAGGAUGCGCUUGGCGGCGAUUCGGGCAAGCCCAAGCUAAAGCCACGCAGCAAGAAGAAGAGCUGGGCCGAUGCCACCAAGGCCAACAUUGUGGAUGCCACCAUGCUGGGCACCGCCAUCGAGGGCUUCUUGCGCAAGAGCUCCAAUGCUGGCAUGAGCGCUGCAGCCGCUGCUACCGGCUCUGGUCCGUCGACCUCGGCCGCUGCACGGCAAGCUGCCGCCUCCAAGGGCGCUGUACCCAAGGAGGGGGGCGCCAGCACUAGCUCCGGAUCAUCACGUCGCAGCGCACGCGCUUCGGCCGCCAGCACGGCUCAAUCGCAGGCUGGCCGCGCUAUGCGCUCUACCUUGAAUUGGUUUAGCCGCACGGAUGAUGAGGAUGAUUCCAAGGACACUUGUGACGCAUCCCUGUGCUCAGCACUGAAAGACCUAUUUGUCAAAUAGGGAACGGGGAAGGGCCGCAAAAAUUAAUGUGGCCCCAAGCGAGUAAAAGAUUAAAGCUCUGACUCACUUCACACUUUCAUUCGUUUUUAUUGAUGGACAAAAGCUGAGUGGUAUGCAACAGGCUGCACAGCGAAAUGUAACGUACAGUAGUACAAGUAAAAAUUUGAUACAAUAACGGCAAUUGAUGAUGGUGAAUGAGGAGAUAAUGAUAAUGAUAGGGUUAAGCGAUUUUGAUAAAGAUAAUUGACUAUGAUAAGAGAGUAUAAGCAAAUUUUAUAAGGCAACAUUCCAGGUAAGUUUAUUUGUGAUUUUAAUGCAAAAGGGCAGGGAUAUAAUAAUUGGUUGGCAAAUGUGGAAACCGAUUGACAUACUACUACAAACAUAUUACCUUCAAGCAUAGUGACCUACAUAGAAAACCAUACUCAGACAUAAUAUACACAUACAUAUAAAUAUAUAUUAUAUACCAUUUUAUUGAUAAC
Molecule: messenger RNA, 2388 nt
Organism: Drosophila busckii
Lineage: Eukaryota; Metazoa; Arthropoda; Insecta; Diptera; Drosophilidae
Exons: 5
Coding region: 80-1909 (609 amino acids)
Source: RefSeq, a predicted model, not a curated record